AUGUCUUGGUUUUGGAAAAAGCUACAUAAGGCUCUGGGUUCAAGUUGGGAGGAGUACUUGCCGUUGGCAGAGUUCGCCUAUAAUAAUAGCCUCCAGAAUCGACUGAAGGCAGCUUCUGAUAAGCAGAAGUCUUACGUUGAUCUGAAGAGACGUAAGAUCGAGUAUUCUAUGGGGGACUUCGUGUUUCUGAAGGUCUCGUCAUGGAAGAAGGUUUUGAGGUUCAGUCGUAAGGGUAAGUUGAGCCCUACGUUUAUUGAGCCGUAUCGGGUUCUGAAACAAGUGGAACCGAUUGCUUAUCAGUUGGAGCUAUCUCUAGAGUUAGACCGCAUUCACGAUGUGUUCCAUAUCUCAAUGUUGAGGCACUACUGCUCUGAUCCCACGUACAUCGUCCUUGUUGAGGAAAUUGAGGUUAGACCAGAUCUGAGCUUCGAGGAGGAGUCGGGUCAGAUUCUGGAUCGACAUGUAAAGGUCUUUAGGAGGAAAUCCAUUCCUUUGGUGAAGGUGCUGUGGCAGAAUCAUAGCACUGAGGAGGUUACAUGA
This is a messenger RNA of Gossypium arboreum, 540 nucleotides long. RefSeq lists its product as uncharacterized. Bases 1 to 540 code for a protein of 179 amino acids. The transcript has 3 exons. Lineage: Eukaryota; Viridiplantae; Streptophyta; Magnoliopsida; Malvales; Malvaceae. The record is from RefSeq and is a predicted model, not a curated record.